ACAUCGGGUCCGCCUCCAUUGUAAACUGACGUAUUUACAUUGUUUUCCACCCCCUGCUUCGCCUGGAACGCAUUAAUUUACUUCGACCAAGGGAAGAACUGAGUGAAGAUUUACAUAUUUCAAGUACUGGAGUUGAUUCGAGUUAAUAACGCGUUUCUUGACCUAAGCAAUAAUGGCCCAGUCAAGUCAAGAUGGAGAAAUUGUUGCUGAUGAUGGAUGGUCAUCCAUGAAUAAUCGUGUGAAUUCCUUCCAGCGCUUCCCCCAUUCUGAUGAAUUUUCAGCCGAGCGGCUGGCCAGGGCAGGCUUUUAUUUUACAGGUCAGGCGGACAGGGUGUGCUGUUUCAGCUGCCAUGCGACAGUGGAGGACUGGAACCAAGGGGACACCCCACUGAACAGACAUCAGCAAGCAUCUCCCAACUGCAGGUUCCUCAGCUGUGCUCAUGGCUUGAGAGUCUCCAACUUCAUUCAAAGCCCUGAUUACGAUGAAGAGGCCGAAGCCAGGGAGUUCCAGCUCCGCACGGGAGAGGUGCUGGAUCAGACCAUUUAUCCCAGUAAGCCAUACAUGAAGAGUGAGGAAGCUCGGCUGAAUACUUUCGGUAACUGGCCUGCAAGCGCUCCAGUCCAGCCUGAAGACCUGGCAGCAGCAGGAAUGUAUUACUUGGGCACAGAAGACAUUGUGGAGUGCUUCUGUUGUGGGCAGAAGCUGGCAGGAUGGGAGCCAGGUGACGAUGCCUGGGGUGAACAUGCAAAGCACUACCCAAACUGCUUCUUUAUCUUGGGCCACGAUGUGGGCAAUGUUCCGCUGCAAACACCUAGACCCAGGGUGAAUGGGCAAAGAGCCUCUAUGGAGACUUUUGAGGGGCGUCUUGAAAGCUUCAGAGACAGACAACAUCCCAUAGACCCUGAGAGACUGGCAAGAGCCGGUUUCUACAGCACGGGAGAACAGGACCAGGUGCUCUGCUUUCGAUGUGGAGGAGGACUGAAGACCUGGAGGCCUGAAGAAGACCCUUGGGAGGAGCAUGCCAGGCACUAUCCAGGCUGCAGUUUCCUUCAGGAAGAAAAAGGAGAAGAAUUUGUCAACAGUGUGCAGCUGAGAUAUCCAAAAGGAGACCAUUCAAGAUCAAGUCAGAAUGGCUUUACAAGUGAUGAGCAUAUUGCUCAGAAAGUCCUGCAGUCAGAGAUUGCACAUAAAGCUGUAGAAAUGGGUUUUGACCGAACCAUAGUGGAUCGCACCAUUCUGCAGAAAUUACGUCAGAACGCCAAUGGUUAUACUUCAGUAGAAGCACUUAUUGAAGACAUCAGUGCACAGGAAAGUGUCUGUACCAUGCCUGAGAAAUCUGAGGACCCCAUGACGAAACUUGAGAAACUCCAGAGGGAGAAGCUGUGUAAAGUCUGCAUGGACAGUGACAUUGACAUUGUCUUCAUUCCCUGUGGACACCUGGUCACCUGUCAGAAGUGUUCAGAAUCCCUGAACAAGUGUCCCAUCUGUUGUGCCGCCAUCACGCAGAAGAUAAAGACAUACAAUGCCUGAAAGACAGCACUCCAAAAGAAACACUGAUGUUUAUUCAAAGUGGCAGAAUGUAAUCAUUCCUAUAGGACAUAGAUGUGUAAAAUUUAAGCUGUGUUUAUAUACAUGUAGAUGUGCUAACUUUUAUAAAAUUACAUUGCAUUUUAUUUUUUGUGAAGAACUCAAAAUAAUGAGCUGUACAUUCUCGUGUGUUUGCUUUGAAUGAAGCCAGGGAUACACUACAUAAUUUAACUUGGAAUAUAUUGCAGGGAAAAGCAUCUUUAUUAUAUAUACUUCUUCAUACCUCUUAAAUACACCGCCUCAGAUUGAUGUAGAUUACCCUAGUGCCUUUAUGUAGACUACUUUUUAUGAACCUUGCCAUUGUUGUUAAUAAUUUGGCAAUCAUGUUUUACAGUGUACCUUAUAUUUGAUCUUUUAUUUAUUUCUUAUAAAACAUUAAUUGCUUGACACUUUUAAUCAUGUUCAAAGUUGAUUAAACUACACCAGCCAACCUCAUUUGUCUUCUAGUGUUCAUGCGGCUCAAGUGGUACAGCAUUGCAUUAGCAGCGCAAGGUUGUGGGUUUGAUUCCCAGGGAACACAUGUUGGGUAAAAAAUGUUAGCCUGAAUGCACUGUAAAUCGCUUUGGAUAAAAGUGUCUGCUAAAUGCAUAAAUUUAAUUCUGAUGCCUUUCUGUUGUCAUAAUUCCUUUAAAAUUGACUUAAUCAUCCAUCGUAAUGACAAUAAAAGUGGAAUUCAUGGUG
Molecule: messenger RNA, 2269 nt
Organism: Carassius gibelio (silver crucian carp)
Lineage: Eukaryota; Metazoa; Chordata; Actinopteri; Cypriniformes; Cyprinidae
Product: E3 ubiquitin-protein ligase XIAP
Exons: 7
Coding region: 173-1531 (452 amino acids)
Biological process (GO): regulation of cell cycle; negative regulation of apoptotic process; positive regulation of protein ubiquitination
Cellular component (GO): cytoplasm; nucleus
Molecular function (GO): cysteine-type endopeptidase inhibitor activity involved in apoptotic process; ubiquitin protein ligase activity
Source: RefSeq, a predicted model, not a curated record